UCUGACCAAUGGGAGUGCAGAUGGAGAAGGAGAAGUAAGUGAAGCCUGUUGGUAAUAUUUUUUUUUGUUGUUGAAAUCUGACACCGCACAUCCACACCCAUUAUCUCUUACAAGUAACGUGACUAUUUUUCCUCUGUUGUGUCCGACUUAAGAUUUUAAAUUUAGGUAAACUGGAUCAGUUUAGUUCUCCAGCCAAGUGAGCACAUCUAGCAGCUGACUUCUGUUGGAUCGGGACAGGGUGUGGGGUUGCCUGAUGCACACAUGCAGGGUCCCUGAUGGCUUCCCCGCGGCUGGAGACGUUCUGCUGCCCGAACCGGGACGCUGCCACGGAGUUCGCAGUCUCCUUCCAGCCCGUCCUGUUCGGGGCUCUGAGUCUGGGCAGCGCCGCUCUGAGCCUCGUGUUCGCUGUUCUGCAGGUUCUGCCGAAGCGCAAAGGAUACAGGAGACUGGGACAGUACCCUCUGCCGAGGCCCGCCUCCUCCUCCAGAGUAUUGUUCAUCGUCAGUAUAUGUGACAUACUGGGAUGCACAGGGAUCAUCGUCAGGUCCUCUGUGUGGCUGGGUCUGCCGAGCAUCGUCGAAGGCAUCUCGGUGACCAACAACACGGACGUGUUGCCAGAGGCCUUCUGUGUUGGCAGCGCAAUGUGGAUCCAGCUCUUCUUCAGCGCUUCGUUUUGGUGGACCUUCUGCUACGCCGUGGACGUCUUUCUGGUGGUGAAAACCUCCGCUGGGAUCAGCACCAUUGUCCUCUACCACAUGAUUACGUGGGGUCUGGCUGUGCUGCUGUGUGUUGAAGGAGUGGCCAUGCUCUACUACCCAUCCAUCUCUGACUGCGAACAAGGCCUCCAGCACGCUGUUCCCCACUACAUCACCACAUACGCCCCCAUGCUGCUCGUCCUCAUAGCCAACCCCGUGUUCUUCAGUCGGACCGUAUCUGCAGUGACAUCUUUAUUGAAAGGACGACAAGGAAUCUACACAGAAAAUGAGAGACGGCUGGCUAACGAGAUUAAAAUCCGCUUCUUUAAAAUAAUGCUCGUGUUCUUUGUUUGCUGGGCUCCAAAUAUCAUCAAUGAGUGCCUUCUCUUCUACCUGGAGAUGCAGCCAAAUAUCACCGACAACAGUCUGAGAAACAUCAGGAACGCAGCCCUCACCACAUGGUUCAUCAUGGGCAUUCUGAACCCGAUGCAGGCUUUCCUCAACACCCUGGCCUUCCACGGCUGGACGGGUUGGGACGUGGACCUCAACCCGCAGCGGAGCAGGGAGCUGGCCUGGGACUCGGGCUCCACCUCGGGGCCGAACGCGGCCGGACAAAACCCGGUGGUGGGAACGACUCUGCUGUACCAGAGUCACGUUCAGGAAGUGCAGAAGAACACGAUAGGAAACGGACAGCAGCACUCGGACGCCAUCAGUGUCCUCUCUGAAGGUUCAGAGUCUAGUACAGUUGAAAUCCACAUUUCCAGCGAGCUACAAGGGGACGUAGACGCUGACGGAGAGUCCUUGGAGAACUCUGUGAGACACUAGCUGGCCUCAUCCACACUCCAACUCCCUCCCCUUUUACAUUGUGUUAGUCUUUAGAAGUUAGACCUUGGUAGUUUUAAAGUGUUACGAUGGCAACUGCUUUUGACAAAGCUGCUCUGUCACAAUAGAUUCCAUUUUCUAUUUUUAAGACUUUUUUUUUUUUUUUUUACCUCUGAACAUGUUAAACCUUCAGCAGUAUUUAUAGGGUUUUUAUUUUUUUUGCCGAUCAGCUGAACAGCCCCAGCAGUAUUAUUAUUUUUUUUUUUCUUGUAGCUGUAAAACUUGCAAAACAAACUGACAUUUGUUUUGUUAUCUAGUUACAGAUUGACCUUUAGUGCUGGGAGGUUUUUUAUUUUUUUUUCCCUUCCCCACAACGGGCAAAUUCUCUCAGUUCAGUGCACUGAUCUUGUAAAAUGGAUCCCAUCAAUAAGCCAAGACACUACAAGUUCUUUAAGCUUCUCAGUGUUUUUUUUUUAUUUUUAUAAAGGCUAUUGUAUUUCACACCAUGAGUCUGUAUUUUUGCACAAAUCUAUCGUAUUAAAUACCUUGUAGAUUUGUUGCUUGCCAUGAGUGGUUGUGAAAGACUGCAUUGUAGAAGAGCUGAACAUUUAAUUAUAUUAGUUUGUAAACAAAUCGAAAACCAACCUGAAGGAUGGACCCUCGACCUUCCCAUCGAGUUUCCGCACAUUUCCCACGGUCAAGGUUUAUUUAGAACCAACUACAAAGUAUGAAAAUAAUAUAAAUAUAUGUAUAAAUACAUAUUUUGAAACUGGGAACAAACUACACAAGUGGUCUGACAGAAACAAUUUGAAGAAACUUGAGGGGGGAAGGGGGAGAGCAGUUCUCAUAGGUGAAAUGUCAAAAAUGUGUUUGUGUGCACUGCAACGUUCAUAAGUUAGACAAAAGGACACAGGCAUGCUGUCAAAUAUCAAAAUAUAGUAAUUUAUUUGAAACAAUGAAUGAAUUCAAAGUUUUGUCUUGGAAACAGGUGACAGCAGCACCCUUGAUCAAGGUACGAGAGAGAGAAAAUAGCUGUCACCCUAAUUUUUGGGGGGCUUCUUGGCAUGCCAGUAAUGAUCACUCCCCCCCACAGACAGCAUUCUCAGUCUGACACAGACAAUAAUGGCUCUCAGAAAAAAAAAAAAAAAAAAAAAAAAAAAAAAAAAAAAAAAGCUUUGCAACACCUUUUACAAUCCAGUCAUUAAAGACAUUAAAAUGAAAGAAAGAAAAUAAUAAACACCAGAGCACUUUCAACCAAAGCCAAGCAGUUGCUGAAUCCACCAUCACAAAAAG
This is a messenger RNA of Poecilia latipinna (sailfin molly), 2810 nucleotides long. It is a transcript of the gene gpr143, whose product is annotated as G protein-coupled receptor 143. The transcript has 11 exons. NCBI's taxonomy places the organism in Eukaryota, Metazoa, Chordata, Actinopteri, Cyprinodontiformes, Poeciliidae. Bases 276 to 1520 code for a protein of 414 amino acids. Gene Ontology annotation, biological process: regulation of calcium-mediated signaling; G protein-coupled receptor signaling pathway; melanosome organization. Gene Ontology annotation, molecular function: L-DOPA receptor activity; dopamine binding; L-DOPA binding. The record is from RefSeq and is a predicted model, not a curated record. Gene Ontology annotation, cellular component: melanosome membrane; plasma membrane.